This is a messenger RNA of Caenorhabditis angaria, 3868 nucleotides long. NCBI's taxonomy places the organism in Eukaryota, Metazoa, Nematoda, Chromadorea, Rhabditida, Rhabditidae. The record is from the annotation of a GenBank genome assembly.
AUGUCAGCAAAAAUUGAGAAUUGUUGUUCGAUUUGCGAUGAUUCGGCACACGGAACUCAUUUUGGAGUGCUUUCUUGCCGAGCAUGUGCUGCAUUUUUCAGGUAAAAUAUUUGUGUUUCUAUUGUUGGGAAAAAAUGAUCAAUUUUAGGAGAACAAUCGUGAUGAAGAAAAAAUAUAUCUGCAAAAAGAAUCAUAGUUUGAAACAACAAUGCAAGUUCUGCAGAUUUCAGAAAUGUUUGAAACUUGGAAUGACCGAUGAUAGUGAGUUUUUUAGAAGAUAACUUUUAUCCUUAAAUUAAUUAGCCCAGAUUCUCAAACUUUUUCAAGAAAAUGUUUCCGCCGGUCUUCAUUCUUGUUGCUGAAGUCUGUGUCCUACAGUGAUUUCUCAUAAAAUUUUAUAAAAUGAUAAUAGUGAAAUUGGGUUUUUUUUUGAAAACUGAACUUUGUCAGUUUAUGGAAAAUUUCCAACAUUGAAAAUCUUCUGUGAAUUAUAUAGGGCGAUUUUUGAGCAAACAAUUGAAAUUUAUUUAUCAAAUUCAUUAUAUAUCUUGUAAUUAACAUAGUUUGAGUAUAAUUACCACAAAAAACUAGAGAUUCUGUAAAUUAUUUCGAAAAAUUGGGUGAUGACCUCAUCCAGUGCAAGAUUCCAAUCGAUUUGUAUUUUAAACCGUUUGAGAACAACUCAAGUCACAAAAAAUCACAUAACAAAAAACAAACUUCAAAAAACGAUAAAAAAAUAAAUAAAAAUAUAAAACAUAAUUUCGGCUUUAUUAUUACUAUCAUCAAGCGACUUAUUGAUGAAAUAACUUUUUUUUCAUUUUUAAAUCAUUUUUUCACCAAGAUACUUGUCCAUUUCCACAAAAAACCCAAUCCCCCAAAGAUAACCAUUAUUGUCUCAAACAACACAUGCCUAAUUCAUAUUUCAAAAAAAAAAAAGAAAUAUUAUUUCUCCCGACCUCCAAAUUUUUAAUUAAAAGAUUCUAAAAACUUCCUUUCAAAAGCAUCCUCAAAUGCAAAUCAGUUUUAUAAAUUUCGAACUCUACAGAACUCCCUCCGACUAAAACUUCACUUCUCAAUGGAACCCAAAAAAAAGAACUAACCUUUGAAAUUUCGAUCGUUCCUCGAUCGUCUCAUCGCUCAAAAUUGAUGUAUUCCCUCGUGUUUUCCAACAAAAAUCAUCUCGAUAAUUUUCAUCCACGAAUAAUCUGAAAAAAAUUUUAAAUUUAAUGAAACUUUUGGUUAUUUUUUUAUUGAUUCAAAACGCUUGUUCAAAAUAUUGGCGUCCAUACGAGAGAGAGAGAGAAGAGACAAAAAGAUAGUGAAAUCGCGCGUGAUCUACAAUGCAUAAUUUAAAAACUUGCGGGACUAGGUUAGGAUUUUUUUAAAUUUAACAAAAAAAAAUAAUUUUGCGGUGUUUUAGUCGAAAAAUAAAAAAUAAUCGUGAGUUUACUUAAAGAAAGGUGUUUGGGAAGCUCUGCAGAUAAUUGUAAGCUUGUAGUGAAAUGAUUAUUUUUGGUUUCAGUUUUGGGAUAAGAUUUAAAAUCUAUAUAAUCUCUAGUUUUUUUGUGAUUUGAUAUUUAUUUUAUCCCACAUUCGAUCAUUUAUUUUGAAAAAUAAUUCGGUAAACUUUUGCUAGCCCACCUUUUUUUCACCCAUUCCACAUAUAAUUUUCAGAUGUAAAGCUCAAUUAUGACACCGUCAUCCACACAACAAAAGCUCCAGCAAACACCAAAAAAGAAGUGACUUAUGAAUUGGAAACUAACAAAAAAGGCGAAACUCGUGUCAAACUCGAUAUUUCCGAACUUCUCAAACGAGUUCAAAAACUUUUGUAUUCCUAUAAACCACCAGAAUUUCCAAAAGAAUUCACGAGUUUGCAAAAAAUGAAUUUGGCUUUGAUUGAAUAUCGAAGAAUCCACUCGAGUAAUAUUAUUACUGUAAGUUACUGUAAAAUCGGUUGUUCUUUUUUUUUGAAUUUCAAAAACCAAAAAAAAUUUUAUUCAGUUUGUCAGCGAGAUUAGUAUGCGUGAAAUUUUGGGAACUUCAAAUGACCAACUCAAAUCAAUCGCAAAGUUUUUGAUAAUAUCCGAGCCUUAUAAUCAUCUAUCAGUAAAUGACAAGGUAGGCUGUGUUCAGGCAGUCAGUUAAUUUUUUGAAAAUUAAAUUUUCAGAUGAAAAUGCUGAAAUGUAUUUGGGUACAGUUCAAGCGUUUGGAAAGAUACUGUAGCACCGCUCAUAUUUUUGGAAAACGAAUGUAUACGGAAAGGGUGAGAUUUUUCUGGAAGAUUUUUGUUUUAAAAUUUUAAUUUAUUUUAGAAAUAUUGAAAAUGCUGUGACUCGUAUUUUCAUUCCUCAAAAUAUAGGUUUUUUUGAAUAAUUUUCAAAAAACCCAAACUUCGACGUCAUAGUUCGUUUGGACUAAUUUUCAGAAAAUACAUGAAAAUGUGUAGGAAAAUAACUAUGACUAAUAUUCACGCAUGGAUUGGUUAAAAGGAGAUUUUUCAAACUAGACAUUUUUCAAGUUAAUUUCAAAAUAGCCUACAAUGAAGUACAACAAUCACAUCUAGCUUAACCCCGCAAUCUCUUCCCUCUCCAAAAAUUUGCUUUUUCCAGAUUGUCACAAUAAUUCCGGGUGUCGCCGCAUGCAUCGAUGAUCUAAAAAUUGAAGCGGCACAUUUCAUUUAUCGUCGGGCCGAAAGUAUGAAAUUCCAAAUGCGUGACUAUAAUGAAAAAAUGAUGGAAGAAGUGGCAAAACCAAUUGUUGAACUCGAAUUGACGCCAACGGAAAUUGCUUUUAUGCUGACGAGAAUGUCGUGGCAAGUUGCUGGUUUGUUUUCUUCUCUUCUAAACGUUUUUCAAUCAAUCGAAAUUCGAUCAAAAAUUUUCUAACGAAAAAAAGUUCAAAAACAAAUUCGAUCAGGUGAAUUGAAUUAUUUACCGCGUUAUGUUUCUUAUGAUAUCACAAAUGACAUUUAUGACAUAUAAACAACAUUGAAAAAAUGAUUAUUCUUUGAGCCAAUAAAUAAAGUUUUCAGGCAAGCAAUUGCAAGGUGAUGUUCUCGAGAAAUCAGAAAUUGCCCUCGAAAAACUUGACAACGAUUUGCAUUUUUAUUAUAUGAAUGAGGUGAAAGUUGUGAAUUAUGCAUCGAGAUUGAUCAAAAUUAUGAAUGUUUUAAGUUCUCUUCAGGUAUGCUCGUGAGAAGCUUAUCUUUUCAUUUUUUUGGAAAGGAAAAGAAAAAAAAAAGAAAAAAAGUUGUUAUUGAGAAAUUUGAAAUUCCAGAUAAGAAAGAAACGCGAUGGCGUUGAAACGAAUGUCUGAAAAUCGUUUUUUUUUUCUUUGGUUGGUUGGAAUUUGAACUUCAAGAUAAGAAACGUGGCUUUUUAUUUCUAGAAGAAAGAAAUAAGUUUGAUUCUGAAUUUGAAAAAAAAAUUGUGAUUUGGACCUCAAUUUUGAAAACCUGGAUUCAAAUUCGAAAGCUACAGUAACCAAAAUCAAAUUUCUCCCUUGAAACAUCAAGCAUUUAUAAAAUAUGUUUAUGUUUACCCGGAAAAUCUCGUGUCUGAUUUUUCAUUCCAAAAAAACAAGACCACGUUUUUCUCUGUCUAUUGUUCAGUUUUUCAAACAUUAAAGUCCAACCAUGUGACCUUUUUAUUAUUGAACAAAACAAAACUCAAGUUUUGCCGGCAUCUUCGAUUUUUUCGUAAUCUUGCGCAAUUCCCAAGUCAUAGACAAUAACAAUACCAGCAAUAAUUUCACAAGUGUUUUCAGAAAAUCCACUAUGAUCGUCAAAACUUCAUGGAUUUGAUUCGGAUUUUCGAUGCAAUAAGUGUUGAUGUUUCGGAUCCAGAAUUAUAUAAAUCAUAUUUCUAA